Molecule: messenger RNA, 5058 nt
Organism: Closterium sp. NIES-65
Lineage: Eukaryota; Viridiplantae; Streptophyta; Zygnematophyceae; Desmidiales; Closteriaceae
Source: the annotation of a GenBank genome assembly
AUGGUCAUGGCUACCCCUAGUGUCCUCGCUUUUGACGCUGAGGGUCGAGCCAUUGACUUUGACGUCUGGGUAGAUCACCUGCAGCUGUUUUUACAGUGUGAUAGGGCAGACGGUCUCUCACUCUUUAACCUCACCUCUGGCGCCUCUCCUGCCCCUGCUGCUGAUGCCGACGCCACUGUUCGCUCCCAGUGGGCCACGCGCGACGCUGCUGCACGUCUUGCUGUGCGUCGCCACCUUCCUACCUCCGAGCGCGCGCACUUUAGUCAGUACAAGAGUGCUCAGACCUUGGGUGUUCCCCCUACCCCCUACUGCCCUCUGUUGCCUCUACUGCUGCGGCCGACCUCCUUGGUCUUGAGUCGGUCGGUGCGGCGUCUGCCCCUAGCGGGAGACGCCGCUCUGGCAAGGGCAAGGGGGGCAGGGGCGCUGGAGGGGCGAGCGGGGGCGUUGGAGGUGGAGGUGGAGGCGGCGGGGGGAGUGGGGGUGGCGUUGGGAGUGGUGGUGGGGAUGGAGGUGUCGGUGGCGGCAGUGGAGGCGGAGGCGGCGGCGGCGGUGGCGGUGGGAGCUGAGGUGGCGGAGGUGGCGGCGGUGGAGGAGGCGGCGGAAGCGGCGGUAGUAGCGGAGGCGGCGGAGGCGGCAGGGGUGGCGGUGGAGCUGGUCGCGGGUCUACGCAGAGGAGUGGCUCCGGUGCGGGGUGGGGGUUUUGGUCCGUGCACCUACGUCCUGCGCACCGGCGACCGUGCGGGUGAGCAGUGUGGGGGUGCGCACCCCACCCAGCGCUGCUUUGGUCGCCUGACGGACGCGUGGCGUCACCAGUUACCGGAGGCCAUAGAGAUCCCUCACUGGGGCGAGCUGUCAAGGGCGGGGGUUGCCAUCUAUGAUCUUGAUUUUGAUGGUAUUCUUUCUGCCAUGUAUGCUGUGUCUAUUAGUGAUGAUGGUGACUGUUACCGGUGUUUCCUGCCCGAUCCGGGCAUUGAGACUGCUGCUCUAGGUACAGGUGAGGCGGCUGCCCUAGGUGCGUGUGACGCUGCUGCUCUAGGUGCUAGUGCGUCUGCGUCCUCAGGUACUGGUGAGUCUGCGCUCUCAGGUACUACGUCGGCUUCGGCCUCUCUCACCUUCACCCUUGACUCUGGGGCUUCUCGCUCCUUCUUUCGGGACCGCACCACACUCACGCCGCUUAGGCGGCCGGUUGCGGUGUCUCUGGCUGACCCCUCUGGGGGUCCUGUCCUGACUCACUUCUCCACGGUCCUCCCGUGUCCGGCGGCUCCCUCUGGCACCCUGUCUGGUCUCUACCUCCCCUCGUUCUCUACGAACCUGGUGAGUGGUGCUGACUUACAGGAUGGGGGAGUACACCAGUUCACUCCUGCGCGUCAGCGGGUGACCCACUGCACAGAGGCUAGCACAGGCCGACACCUGGCUACGUUUACCCGUCAGCCGCGGUCGAGCCUGUACACACUGACCACUGCGUCUCCUCCAGUUAUUGAGUCUGGUAGGGUCACUACGUCGGGUCAGGUGUUUGCUGCAGCGUCCAGGUCUGGUCCUGAGUCUGCCCCCUGUUCGUGUCGUCUCCUGUCUCACGAGACUCUCCUCUGGCACCAUCGCCUUCGUCACCCCUCUCUGCUUCGGCUCAGAGGCAUGGCCUCCCGUCUUCUUGUUUCUGGUCUCCCUCGGUCCCUCCCUCCCCUUCCUCAGGGCCCUGGCCCUACCUGUGUCCCCUGUGUCGAGGGGCGCCAGCGGGCUGCCCCUCACUCCUCCCAGUUUCCUCCGACAGAGGCCCCAUUUCAGACGCUUCACAUGGACGUGUGGGGCCCAGCCUGCGUCCGUGGACAGGGUCACGAGCGCUACUUCCUACUCUUCCCCUUGCGCAGCAAGGGUGAUGUCACUGAGGUGCUGAUCGACUGGAUCCGCGCAACUCGUCUCAAGCUCAAGCAGAGCUUUGGCUCGGACUUUCCUGGUCUGCGUCUGCACUCGGACAGAGGCGGAGAGUUUUCUUCUGGCCUUCUGAGAGCCUACUGUCGCGCACGAGGAAUCGGUCAGACCUUCACGCUUCCGAACUCCCCGCAGCAAAAUGGGAUUGCUGAGCGCCGCAUUGGCAUGGUCAUGGACGUCGCUCGAACGUCUAUGAUGCAUGCGGCUGCUCCCCAUUUUCUGUGGCCGUUUGCGGUGCGGUACGCGGCGCAUCAGAUCAACCUACACCCCAGGGUCUCCAGGCCGGAGACCUUCCCAGCCUUGCUGUGGACCUGGAAGGUUGGCGAUGCGUCGGCGUUCCGGGUCUGGGGAUCUCGGGCGUUUGUCCGCGACUUGUCUGCGGACAAGCUGUCCCCUCGUGCUACUCCUUGCAUCUUCCUGGGGUUCCCCCCUGACGGGCCUGGGUGGCAGUUCUACCACCCCACCUCUCGCCGUGUUCUGUCCUCCCAGGACGUCACGUUUGACGAGUCGGUCCCCUACUACCGCCUCUUCCCCUACCGCACUCCGUCCCUCCCCCCGCCGCCGCUCUUCCUUGUACCAGGUCCCCCUCCGAUAGACCCCCUCCCCCCUCAGGGUCCGUCCCCUUCAGGUGUGUCCCAGGUAGACGCACUCGAGCCUAUCGAGGUCACUUGUGACUCUGGUGCUGCUGAGGGUGCUGAGCCUGGGGGUGCUGCGAUUGGGGGUGCUGAGCCUGAGGGUGCUGAGCCUAGGGGUGCUGAGCCUGGGGGUGCUGAGCCUGGGGGUGCUGAGUCUGAGGGCGCUGCGCCUGGGGGUGCUGAGCCUGGGGGUGCUGAGCCUGGGGGUGCUAAGCCUGGGGGUGCUGAGCUUGGAGGUGCUCCGCCUGGGGGUUCUCCGGGUGCUUCGUCUCUGCGGGAGCCACUCUCUCCACGGGAGCUGCGCGAGUGGUUUGCCCGGCGCUGGAGGCGUGCUGCUGGUGCUGGAGGUUCUUCGGCUACUGAGGGUGCUGCUGUCGCGGGUCCCGGAGGUGCUCGUACUGGGAGUACUGGAGCUGCUGGGCCUGCGGGUUCGACUGGAGCUGGUGCUGCUGAGGGUGUUGGAGCUGAGACUACUACUGGCGGUCCUGCUGCGGGUACUCUUGGUACUGCUGGAGGUUCUAGCGCUACUGGAGGUGCAGCUGGAGCAGGUGCUCCUGCUGGGGGUACUGGUGCUGUCCCUGCUGUGUCUGGCGUCGCCGCGCGGCCUCGACUGUACUUCGUUCCACUCCUGCAGCAGGUUCUUGGUCUUUCGCCUUCUACUGGUCCUCCUCCUUCUUUAGCGUGUCCACAGCCAGUCCCGUCACAGUUACAGUUGCAGCCUACCUCCUCUUUGCCUGCUCCUUCUCCCUACAAUGGUCCUACUAGAGGUCUUACAGAGCGUCGUAAUCCUGCGUCUCACCCUGCGUCGCCUGUCCGUGCUGCUCGUGCUAGUGGUUGUGGUUCGCGUCAGCGUCCUCCUCCUGUCCCUGGCACGCACAGGAUGUCUCUGCGUCCGUCCACUGCUCCUCUGCGUGCCCCUCUGCCUUGUCCUCCUGAGUCCUCUCUUCCUGCUUUUGCGGACCCGGAGUCGGACUCUCUUCGUGCUGCCAGUCCUACUGUCACGCGUCUCCUGGCUACUGUAGUCACUGACCCUUCCUUCGAGUCCACUGCUGCGUCUGCCUUAGUUGCUGAGGUCGUCGACUUUGCUGCUCGCUGUCGCCUAGACUAUGCUGCUAGUCUUGUCGCUGAGUCUGAGUCUGUCUGUCCUCCGUCCGUCGGGGGUGAGUGUGCCCUUGGCACGGACGUCCUUGAGGACAGACAGGAGGAGUUCCAGUGUCUGGCUGCUGCUUUACCUCAUCUCGUGUCCGCAGCUAUGGAUGCAGAGAUGGCUUCCUUGAAGUCCACAGGCACCUACGUUGACGCUGUCCCCACUCCUGGGGCGAACAUCGUCAGUGGCAUGUGGAUCUUCAGGGUGAAGCGGCCGUCGGGUUCUCCGCCUGUCUUCAAGACGCGUUACGUGGCUCGUGGCUUCAGUCAGCGGCAGGGAGUUGACUACUUUCAGACCUUCUCUCCCACCCCGAAGAUGACCACUCUUCGGGUACUGCUGCACGUUGCUGCUCACCGUGACUACGAGCUGCACUCUCUUGACUUCAGCACAGCUUUCUUGCAGGGCAGCCUGCACGAGGAGAUCUGGCUGCGCCGCCCACCUCGCUUCACUGGGUCUUUCCCUCCUGGUACCCAGUGGAGUCUCCGGCGUCCAGUCUACGGUCUCCGCCAGGCGCCAUGUGAGUGGCACGACACACUGAGGACUACGCUUGCGGCACUUGGGUUUGCUCCUUCUAUUGCCGACCCGUCGCUGUUUCUGCGCACGGACACCUCUCUGCCGCCGUUCUACAUUCUCGUGUACGUCGACGACUUGGUCUUUGCCACAGCUGACACUGCUGGACUCGCCUACGUGAAGUCCGAGCCGCAGAAGAGACACACGUGCACAGACCUGGGUGAACUGCGCAGCUACCUUGGCUUGCAGAUCACCCGGGACAGAGCACAGCGCACCAUUACUCUGACUCAGUCACACAUGGUGCAGCAGGUCCUUCAGCGCUUCGGCUUCACGUACUCCUCGCCUCAGGCCACUCCUCUGCCUACUCGCCACUCGCUCUCAGCUCUGCCUUCGGAUGAGUCCGUAGAGUCGAGUGGCCCGUAUCGAGAGCUUGUUGGCUGCCUCAUGUACCUGAUGACCUGCACACGACCUGACCUUGCAUACCCUCUUAGCAUUCUCGCACGGUAUGUUGCUUCUGGUAGACACCGACCAGAGCACAUGGCUGCAGCGAAGAGGGUGUUGCGCUACUUGUGCAGUACGUCAGGCAUGGGGCUAGUGCUUGGAGGGCGGAGUCCAGUGGUCCUCACUGGGCACGCGGACGCUUCUUGGGCUGACGACCAGGCUACGCAGCGGUCUUCACAGGGCUACACCUUCAGCCUUGGUUCCGGCUCUGUUUCGUGGUGGGCUACUCGCUUGUCUUCUGUUCUCGGCUCCAAUUGUGAGGCUGAGAUCUACGCCAGGGCCAUGGCUGCACAUGAGCUUCGCUGGCUCACCUACCUGCUGACCGACCUUGGAGAGUAG